CUGAAAGCAGAUGCUUAACCAACUGAGCCACCCAGGCACCCUGGGUCUCACUUUUUUAUACUUAAAACGAAGGGUCUGUACCCAUAGAUGAUCAUGAAGUUCUAUUCUAGCUCUAUGAUAUCUAAUUCUAGUAAGCUGCUACUGUUGGUGUCAUGCAAGAAUCUGGUUACACUGACUGGAAUUGAAAGAUCCUGGAUGGUCGGAGAAUUUUAAGUCUGAAAUUUAGCAUCCCUGCCCUGAACAACAGAGCCUUGACUGGUGUAAACUACUUGUGCAGACAAAGGUGCUAUCCAUAAUCAAGUCUUACUUUUAUUUUCACUGGACAACUGUGAUUAGAAAAGCUCCUGGACAAAACUGCAAGAAAAUCUGAUAUAAAUGAGUAACAACUCAACAUGUGUUCAACCAUCCAGGAUCUCUUCCAUGGCUUUGCCAAUCAUUUAUGCCUUCCUUUGUAUCAUUGGUCUCUUUGGAAAUUCUCUCUCUCAAUGGGUAUUUUUAACAAAAAUAGGCAAGAAAACAUCAACGCACAUCUACCUAGCACAUCUCGUGACUGCAAACUUACUUGUGUGCAGUGCCAUGCCUUUCAUGGGUAUCUAUUUCCUGAAAGGUUUUCAGUGGGAAUAUCGAUCUGCACAAUGCACGGUGGUCAAUUUUUUGGGAACUCUAUCCAUGCAUGUAAGUAUGUUCGUCAGCCUCUUAAUUUUAAGUUGGAUUGCCAUAAGCCGCUAUGCAACCUUAAUGAAAAAGGAUUCAGUACAAGAGACCACUUCAUGCUACGAGAAAGUAUUUUAUGGCCAUUUACUGAAAAAAUUUCGCCAGCCCAACUUUGCUAGAAAACUGUGUGUUUACAUAUGGGGAGUCGUACUAGGCGUAAUUAUUCCAGUUAUCAUAUACUACUCAGUUGUAGAGGCUACAGAAGGAGACGAGAGUGUGUGCUAUAACCGGCAGACGGAACUGGGAGCCGUGAUCUCGCAGACCGCAGGCCUCAUUGGAACCACAUUUAUCGGAUUUUCAUUUUUAAUCGUACUAACAUCAUACUACUCUUUUGUCAGCCAUCUGAGAAAAAUAAGGACCUGUACCUCCAUUAUAGAGAAAGAUCUGACUUAUAGUUCUGUGAGAAGGCAUCUUUUGGUCAUCCAGGUUCUACUAAUAGUUUGCUUCCUUCCAUAUAGCAUUUUUAAACCCAUUUUUUAUGUUCUACACCAAAGCGAGAACUGUCAGCAACUGAAUUAUUUAAUUGAAAUUAAAAAUAUCCUCACCUGUCUUGCAUCAGCCAGAAGUAGCACAGACCCCAUUAUAUUUCUGUUUUUAGAUAAAACGUUCAAAAAGACACUAUAUAAUCUCUUUGCAAAAUCUGAUUCCCCACAUAUACAAGCCUAUAGUUGACUUCUGAAUAGAAACCACCACCAAAUAGAAAAGUGUUUAUAGGGCUACUAGGGAUAUUAAACUACAUGAUUAACAGGUCACGGCUUGCUUGAAAGCAGGCACUAGGAAAACCUCUUUGGUUUUAGAAAUAAUCAUAAAAUUCAUUUUACAGCUCUACUAACACUGCAAGUUGAGAUGGCAGAGAUCCUCAGAGGCAAAAAUCAAGCAUAUGAAAGGAUCUCACUGCAUAGGAAAGCAACAGAGACCAUUUUCUCUUUAAACUCAACUGUAUGCUUUUAUUUAGAACACAACAUGUCAUGACUGUAGGAUAAAGCAGCAAAUGGUUUAUGACUUUUCUGCUUUCUUGUAGUUGCAAUAUAACGGCUCAUCCAAGGCUAGUGUUUUGCUGGUAAUUUUAAAAAUGAGUAAGAGAAAAAAAGUGAAUCAGAAAUUAUCUCGCUUAUGUCCUAUCUAGAUAUAUGAAUAACAAGUGUAAAAAUCCAAGGUUUUAUAAACACAGUAUCUUGUGUCAUCUGCUUAUGUUACUGCAAGAAGCAAUAUUCAUUGAUUCCAGUAUUUAUUAAGCUGGUGUUUUUAUAAGUAUACUUAAAUAUUCGGGGUAAGCUUGGUCAAAAUAAAGAGCAAAUACGAUGUCAUUAUAUGCCUAUCUUCAUUGUAUCUUGUAAAUUUCCCUCUGUAUUCAAUAUAAAUAAUGUGAUUAAUGACAAAUGGUACCUGGCAUGUAGAUAUGCUCAAUUAAUUUUUGUGAAAAUAGAUGAAUGAAUAAUAAGGGCAGUAUAAGAGUAAUGUUGUUGAGAGACUGGGCUCUGGAGUUAGAUUCCCUGGUUCGAUCCUAGCUGAACCUCUUAUUUAGCCAGACAAUCCUCAGUAAAUUACCCUCUUAAAGUGUUAAUUUCGUCAUCUGUAGAAUGGAAAAAUACUACGUAAUUCAUAGGUACUAUUACUAAAUCGAUGAUGUUACUAUUCUGAGUAGCUGUCAUUCACUAAGCACUGGCUAUGUGCCAGGCACUCUGCUUAUAUGCUUUGCAUGUAUUUUAAUCAUCACCACUAUAAACGAUGCCAAUUUGCUAAUGAAAAACUGAAGUGCAUAGAUAAGUCACCCCAAUUUUCUCCGAUACCUAAAUAAAUAUU
Messenger RNA from Ailuropoda melanoleuca (giant panda), 2517 nucleotides. RefSeq names its product G protein-coupled receptor 82 (gene GPR82). Bases 376 to 1386 code for a protein of 336 amino acids. Gene Ontology annotation, biological process: G protein-coupled receptor signaling pathway. Gene Ontology annotation, molecular function: G protein-coupled receptor activity. Gene Ontology annotation, cellular component: membrane. The record is from RefSeq and is a predicted model, not a curated record. Lineage: Eukaryota; Metazoa; Chordata; Mammalia; Carnivora; Ursidae. The transcript is spliced from 4 exons.